This is a messenger RNA of Botrytis cinerea B05.10, 1040 nucleotides long. RefSeq lists its product as hypothetical. The record is from RefSeq and is a predicted model, not a curated record. NCBI's taxonomy places the organism in Eukaryota, Fungi, Ascomycota, Leotiomycetes, Helotiales, Sclerotiniaceae. The transcript has 5 exons. The coding region runs from base 234 to 737 and encodes 167 amino acids. Gene Ontology annotation, cellular component: proton-transporting V-type ATPase, V0 domain. Gene Ontology annotation, biological process: proton transmembrane transport. Gene Ontology annotation, molecular function: proton-transporting ATPase activity, rotational mechanism.
GUAGUUUUACACCAUAUGAUUAUGAUUUCUCUUAAAGUUUUGAGAGCGUGGUUUUCAAAUCGAAUUCCCUUAAUUUUGGCAUCAACAUUUUACCAACUUGAUUCUCCCCUCGCGACAAUCUUUGGCCAUCUUGGUAGUCCCACUACACGUCGCACAAGAGACCUGAUAUAUUAACUAAACAUCUAUCACACACCACGCUCACUCAUUCUCAAGUCAUAAUCAGACAAAUUAUAAUGGAUCCGUAUAUCAAUGAUAGAUGUCCCGUCUACGCCUCUUUUUUCGGAGCCAUGGGUUGCUGUUGUGCAAUCGUGCUCUCCAACAUCGGCGCCGCAUAUGGCAUGGCCAAAAGUAGCAUCGGAAUCUCCGCAGUUAGUGUCAUGCAACCACAGAACAUGAUUCGCAACCUCCUCCCCAUAAUCCUCUCCUCCGUCCUCUCCAUCUUCGGCCUGAUAACCAGCAUCCUCAUCGCCUCUGCGCUCGUCGCUCCCUCGGCCCUCCACACGAAUUUCCUGCAUCUCGCCGCGGGUCUCUCGGUCGGACUCAGCUGUCUCGCGUCCGGCUUUAGCAUUGGCGUGAUUGGUGACGCGGGGGUGAGGGGCGCGGCUAUGCAGCCGAAGAUGUUUGUGGGGAUGGCGCUGGUGUUGAUUUUUGCGGAGGUGUUGGGUCUCUACGGUUUAAUCGUCGCCCUACUAAUGAUCACCCAAGCAACAACCGGUGCUACCCAUUGUGGCCCAUGAUAUCACGGAAUGUAAUUGGGAGGGCCAGUAUCAGGUUUCAGAAGAUGUAGCGAUAGAUAGAUGAGUAGGGUAGAGUAGAUGGAUGGAAUGGAUGGGAUGUGAUUGAUCAGCCAAGCAAUCGCAUUACGAAUCACAAACCAGAGAUAGUAAUCAACCACUAUGUCGAACGACAUGUAGGACAAUCAAUCUAUGGAGAGGAUAAGGGAUUUACUUGUUUACUUUACUAAUUACCAUUUGACUUUAAAGUUUACCUACCUUACUACUUGAUCACUCGUAUCCAGCUAUCCAUAUAAUACAUAUACA